UCACAACUCACACCCUUCUUUUCUCUCUACCUAGCUCUAAAUAUUAUUACCUCUUUUGAGCUUUUGAUUCUCUCGUCUCUCAUUCUUCAUAGUUUUCCUUCCUGGUUUAGAAAUUUUCUCUUUUGAUUUGAUCCAAAUCAUCAUGGCCGUUGAUUCAGUAACACCUUCUCCUUUGGGACCACCUGCAUGUGAGAAAGACUCUAAGGCGCUUCAGUUCAUCGAGGACAUGACUCGCAACACUGACGCCGUCCAAGAAAGGGUUCUCAGCGAGAUACUGAGUCGUAACUCGGACACUGAGUACCUCAAACGAUUUGAGCUCGAAGGAGCCACCGACCGUGACUCGUUCAAGUCAAAGGUCCCGGUCGUGACCUAUGAGGAUAUUCAGCCUGAGAUCCAACGUAUCGCUAAUGGAGAUCGCUCUCCCAUAUUUUCCUCUCAUCCCGUUUCUGAGUUCCUCACUAGUUCUGGAACUUCUGCUGGAGAAAGGAAAUUGAUGCCUACAAUUCAUGAAGAGUUGGACCGUCGCCAGCUUUUGUACAGUCUUCUGAUGCCUGUAAUGAACCUUUACGUGCCGGGUUUGGACAAAGGGAAAGGUCUCUACUUCUUAUUCAUUAAGGCUGAAACGAAGACCCCAAGUGGUCUUGUGGCGCGACCAGUGCUGACCAGCUACUACAAGAGCGAACACUUCAAGACCCGUCCGUACGACCCGUACAACGUCUACACCAGCCCCAACGAGACGAUCCUUUGUCCCGACUCAUUCCAAAGCAUGUACUCUCAGAUGCUUUGUGGCCUCAUCAUGCGCCAUGAGGUCCUCCGUGUCGGAGCGGUCUUCGCCUCGGGCCUCCUGCGUGCCAUCCGGUUCCUCCAGCUCAACUGGAGAGAACUCGCACAUGACAUCUCGACUGGAACCCUAAACCCCAGAAUCAUCGACCCAGCUAUCAAGGAAAAGCUCAUGUCGGAUAUCCUUAAACCUGACCAGGAACUCGCAGACUUCAUCACCUCACAAUGCUCGGGGGAGAACUGGGAAAGGAUCAUCACCCGUAUUUGGCCUAACACCAUCUUCCUCGAUGUCAUCGUGACUGGUGCAAUGGCUCAGUACAUCCCGACCCUUGAUUACUACAGCGGCGGGCUUCCCAAGGCUUGCACCAUGUACGCUUCUUCAGAGUGUUACUUCGGUCUUAACCUUAAACCAAUGUGUGAUCCCUCCGAGGUUUCUUACACCAUCAUGCCCAACAUGGCCUACUUCGAGUUCAUGCCCCAUGACCCGGAGGCGCAGCCUUUGAGCCGCCAGGCGCCACCGCGUCUCGUGGACUUGGCCGAUCUCGAGCUUGGGAAGGAAUAUGAGCUCUUCAUCACCACGUACGCCGGGUUAUGCCGGUACCGAGUCGGUGACAUACUAGAAGUCACCGGAUUCCAUAACUCGGCGCCACAGUUUCGGUUUGUUAGGAGGAAGAACGUUCUUUUGAGUAUCGACGCGGAUAAGACCGACGAGUCGGAGCUCCAGAAAGCGAUCGAGAACGCCUCCGUUCUUCUCCGGGAGUUCAACACGAGCGUGGUUGAGUACACGAGUUUUGCAGAUACCAAAACGAUUCCCGGCCAUUACGUGAUAUAUUGGGAGCUUUUGGUGAAGGACUCAGCCAACUCGCCGAGUCACGAAGUGCUGAAUCAGUGCUGUUUGGCUAUGGAGGAGUCGCUCAACACGGUUUACAGACAAGGAAGAGUUGCCGAUAACUCGAUCGGACCGCUGGAGAUAAGAGUCGUUAAGAAUGGGACCUUUGAGGAGCUGAUGGAUUAUGCAAUAUCUAGAGGCGCGUCCAUCAAUCAGUAUAAGGUUCCAAGGUGCGUAAGUUUCACACCCAUAAUGGAGCUUCUCGAUUCCAGGGUGGUUUCGGUGCACUUCAGCCCAGCUGCACCGUAUUGGAACCCGGAACGACGUCGUUAAGUUCUUACUGCCCUACUUCUACGGCCAUAUCCUGGUUUGAUGAAGUGGCAUACGUACGAUGAAUAAGAGUUACAGUGGCACGAGCUUAGGCUAAAUAAGCUACGUUACCGAUCCAUCUAUCUUCUCCCAAAAAAAAAACAGCUUGUCUAUGUGACUAUAUUAUUCCAUUAUAACUCUAGCUAGCUAUUAUUGUUGAUUUAGAUAUUGAAGUUUCAUGUAGUUUUUUUUUUCAUUUUGAAAUUUGGGUUGUGUGUGUCUGUGAAAUAAGUUUCAAAUUAAUAUCAUAUAAGUGGCGGUUUAUGUAUUGUAAUUGUCAGUACUGUUAUUAUAUGUAUGUAAAAUGUCCAAGGAACCCCUCAAACUUCUUCUCC
Molecule: messenger RNA, 2313 nt
Organism: Humulus lupulus (European hop)
Lineage: Eukaryota; Viridiplantae; Streptophyta; Magnoliopsida; Rosales; Cannabaceae
Product: probable indole-3-acetic acid-amido synthetase GH3.1
Exons: 3
Coding region: 143-1942 (599 amino acids)
Cellular component (GO): cytoplasm
Molecular function (GO): acid-amino acid ligase activity
Source: RefSeq, a predicted model, not a curated record